AUGGCGCAGGACAGCGAGAAGCCCACCGCCGCCGACAAGGGCAAGGGCAAAGCCGUGGAGGACAACAAGAAGGACAAGUCUCAAGUCAACGGCAAGAAGGAAGAUGAGAAGAUUAUCGACUCCGCGGAGGAGCUCAGCGAAGAGGACCAACAACUCAAGAACGAGCUGGACAUGCUUGUCGAGCGCCUGACGGAAUCCGACGCCUCCCUCUACAAGCCGGCCCUGGAGGCCAUGAAGAACUUCAUCAAGACUUCGACCUCUUCAAUGACGGCCGUUCCCAAACCCCUCAAAUUCCUUAGACCACACUAUGAGACAAUGACAAAACUGUACGAGGACUGGCCGGAGGGAGACAACAAGACCUCGCUGGCGGACGUCUUGUCAGUAAUUGGUAUGACGUAUUCGGACGAAGACCGACAAGACACCCUCAAGUACCGCCUGCUUGCGCCGUCAUCCGAUAUUGGUUCUUGGGGUCAUGAAUACGUCCGGCAUCUGGCCCUUGAGAUUGGCGAGGUCUACGGAAAGAGGAUAAACGCCGACGAGCCCACCAAGGACUUGGUGGAUCUCGCCUUGAUUCUCAUUCCACUGUUUCUUCAGAGCAAUGCUGAGGCUGAUGCUGUGGACCUGAUGAGCGAGCUUGAGAUUAUCGACCAGAUCCCUAAUUACCUGGACGAGAACACCUACGGCCGUGUGUGUCUGUACAUGGUCAGCAUGGUCAACCUGUUGACUUACCCCGACAACGAACUCUUCCUGAAGACUGCACACGACAUUUACCUGAAGUACAAGCAGUACACUCAGGCGAUGACGUUGGCCAUCCGGCUGAACGAUAUUGACCUCAUCAAGGACGACUUCGAGAAGGCCGGUGACCCCGCUCUCAAGAAGCAGCUUGCUUUCUUGGUUGCGCGCCAACGGAUUGUGCUGGACGUCCCCACUGAGGAUGGCGAUAAUGCCAUCGUGGAAUGCCUGUCAAACCUCAAGCUUUCCGACCAUUUCAAGUCGCUGGGUAAGGAGCUUAACAUCCUCGACCCAAAGACGACGGAAGACAUCUAUAAGAGCCAUCUGGAGAGCAGUCGGGUUGCUGGCAUGACCAACCUCGACUCUGCCCGUCACAACUUGGCCGCUGCGUUCGUGAACGCAUUCGUCAACGCUGGCUUUGGAAACGACAAGAUGAUGCUCGUUGAGCAGGACAAGGAGAGCUGGGUGUGGAAGACGAAGAGCGACGGCAUGAUGUCGACUGUGGCCUCUUUGGGUACUCUGCUGUUGUGGGACGUCGAAGCCGGCCUUGAUAAGAUUGACAAGUACACUUAUGCUGCUGAGCCCGAGAUCCUGGCCGGUUCUAUGCUUGCUAUCGGUAUCAUGAACUCCGGAGCUCGUGUCGACUCUGAGCCUGCCUUGGCUCUUCUGGGUGAUGAGGACAAGCUGCACCACAAGAACCCCCUUGUCCGAACUGCUAGCAUCAUGGGCUUGGGUCUUUCAUACGCAGGCUCCAACAACGAGAUGCUGCUGGAGCUUCUCUUGCCCAUCAUUACUGAUUCAUCUCAGGAUAUGCAGAUUUCCGCUAUGGCCGCCCUGUCCUGCGGUCUCAUCUUUGUCGGCUCUUCCAACCCCGAGGUCAGCGAGGCAAUCGUCACAACCUUGCUGGACGAUGAGCGCAAGAACCAGCUCACUGACAAGUGGACCCGCUUCCUUGCCCUUGGUCUUGGUCUGCUCUUUUUCGGUCGUCAAGAGGAGGUUGACGUCAUUCUGGAGACCCUCAAGGCUGUCGACCACCCAAUGGCUAAGCCGACCGCUGUCCUGGCUGAGAUCUGCGCUUGGGCUGGUACUGGUGCCGUCCUGAAGAUUCAGGAGCUUCUGCACAUCUGCAAUGAGCACAUUGAGGAUUCGGACGAGAAGAAGGGUGACGAGCUCCUCCAAUCUUACGCCGUGCUUGGUAUUGCGCUUGUAGCAAUGGGCGAAGAUGUUGGUCAGGAGAUGGUGCUGCGCCAGUUUGGGCAUCUCAUGCAUUACGGCGAGCCUAACAUCAGGAGAGCAGUCCCCUUGGCUAUGGGUCUCAUUAGCCCUAGCAACCCCCAAAUGAAGGUUUACGACACGCUAUCAAGAUACAGUCACGACAACGACAACGAUGUGGCUAUCAACGCCAUUUUUGCGAUGGGCCUGCUUGGUGCGGGUACCAACAACGCCAGACUGGCUCAGCUGCUCCGCCAGCUUGCCAGCUUCUACCACCGCGACCAGGAGUCCCUCUUCAUGGUGCGGAUUGCGCAGGGCUUGCUGCACAUGGGUAAGGGUACGAUGUCGGUCAACCCCUUCCACACUGACCGCAACGUCCUGUCGCGCGUGUCGGCGGCGGGUCUGUUGUCGGUGCUGGUGGCCAUGAUCGACGCAAAGCAGUUCAUCACAUCUAACUCGCACUACCUGCUCUACUUCCUGGUAACGGCGAUGCACCCUCGCUUCCUAGUCACGCUGGACGAGGACCUUAAGCCCCUCAAGGUCAACGUCCGUGUUGGUCAGGCGGUAGACGUUGUCGGCCAGGCGGGUCGGCCCAAGACGAUUACGGGUUGGCAAACACAGAGUACACCAGUCGUCCUGGCGUACGGUGAGCGAGCUGAGCUUGAGGACGAGCAGUACAUCAGCUUGAACAGCACGCUAGAGGGACUGGUUAUUCUCAAGAAGAACCCCAAUUGGGAGGAGGACAAAUAG
This is a messenger RNA of Colletotrichum truncatum, 2694 nucleotides long. RefSeq names its product 26s proteasome regulatory subunit rpn-1. Gene Ontology annotation, molecular function: enzyme regulator activity. Gene Ontology annotation, biological process: proteasome-mediated ubiquitin-dependent protein catabolic process; regulation of protein catabolic process. NCBI's taxonomy places the organism in Eukaryota, Fungi, Ascomycota, Sordariomycetes, Glomerellales, Glomerellaceae. The record is from RefSeq and is a predicted model, not a curated record. Gene Ontology annotation, cellular component: proteasome complex; nucleus; proteasome regulatory particle, base subcomplex.